Penicillium maclennaniae is the source of this 348-nucleotide messenger RNA. Its product is annotated as putative quinol monooxygenase. Lineage: Eukaryota; Fungi; Ascomycota; Eurotiomycetes; Eurotiales; Aspergillaceae. The transcript has a single exon. Bases 1 to 348 code for a protein of 115 amino acids. The record is from RefSeq and is a predicted model, not a curated record.
AUGACCGAACUCGACCAUGGAGAAUUCCUUCACGAACUCCCUGAAAUCCCCGAAGACGAAUUCGUCGUCUUCGGCACCGUCCACGCCAAACCAGAGCACGCGGAUGCCUUGGAGGCAGUCUAUGCCGAGACCACAAGACUCGCUGAAUUCGAACCGGGCACUGUUUACUACUGUCUCGCACGGGAUAGCGACACACGUAAUAUCUUCCAUUUCUAUGAACGGUAUACCGGGAAGAAGGCUUUCGAUGCUCAUAACGCUCAGCCGAUUAUUCAGAAAUUGAUGAAGGAUCAGUGGUUUAUUGGGGUCAAGGCUAAAUUUAUGAAACCUAUUGGACCAACUUUGGUAUAA